AUGGAUGAUGAGAUCCGCAAGGCCAUCGAGGUGUUGACCAACCUGGAGGCCAGUCAUACUGAGAAGCAGGAUGCUGCCGUUGGUUUGGCCAACUUGGCAAACGAAAAUGACCAGAAUCGCGUGGCCAUAGCAGCUGCAGGGGGCAUUCCGGCUCUGGUGGCUCUGGUGACGAGUAGCAGCAAGGCUUCGAAGAUCCAGGCUGCAAGUGCUCUGGGCAGCUUAGCAUUUGGAAACUCCCAAAACAAAAUGGCCGUGGCAGCUGCAGGGGGCAUUCCGCCUCUCGUGGCCAUGGUCACAAAUGGCAGCGAUUCUACAAAGGAGCGGGCUGUAGCUGCUUUGGUAACCCUGGCAACUGACAAUGCCCAGAACCAGGUUACCAUUGCAGCUGAAGGCGCCAUUCCGCCCAUUGUGGCCCUGGUCACAAAUGGCAGCAGUUCUGUGAAGCGUGAGGCCGCCCAUGCCUUGACAACCUUGGCAAGUGACAAUGCUCAGAACAAGGUGAGCAUAGCAGCCGAGGGCGGCAUUCCGCCCCUUGUGGCCCUGGUGAAACAUGGCAGCCGUAUUGCGAAGCUGGAGGCUGCAAAAGCCUUGAGAAAUUUGUCAGACGAAAACAAGCAGAACUGUGCAGCCAUUGCAGCUGCCGGGGGCGUUCCGCCUCUUGCCGCGCUUAUGACACCCGCUAGUGCUGCGAGUCAGACUGCUAGUGCUGCGAGUCAGACUGCUACCCGUGCUUUGAUCAACAUGGCUGUCCUAGACAACCAGUGCUGUGCGGCCAUGGCCAGCUCUGCAGAAGUUCGAGCUGCCAUCGAGGGCGUGGCCAAGGAUGGUACCCCGGAAAACCGGGAUUGGGCUGAACGUUUAGCCCGAGAGUUGGACUCCGCCAAUGACCCGGUGCCAAAAAUCACCGGUGGUUUGAGUGUGGAGAAGCUGAAGGCUGAGAUCCAGACAUUGGAAACUGGCAAGGAGGAUCAGAAGGCCAAAGGUGCGGAGCAGCUCGGAAAUUGGGCGGCUCUUUCUGAUGAGAAUCGGGUUGCCAUCACCAGAGAAGGUGGCGCUGAGGCACUGGUAGGGCUGGUGGUCACUGGCAGCGAUGAUGCCAAAUGGCACUCUGCAAGGGCGCUACGACACCUUUCCAACAAUGACAAGGCCAAGAAAGCCAUCGUGAAAGCUGGUGGCAUUGCGACCUUGGAAGUCGUAGUUAGGCAUGGCAAAGGGCAGCUGAAAGAUGCUGCUGACGAAGCCUUGAAACUCCUUUCGCAGAAGGACGUGGAGAGCGGCUCAACUCCAGCAACAAAGUCAGCAGACGCCAAGAGUGUCCCAGCAGAAGCCGCAAGCGCCAUCCCAAGCGGCGAAGGCACUCGGGUUGCCAUGUUUUCCGCAAGAUUCGAUGGCGGCCCCGUAGAAAAGAAGUUCCGCAAGGUCUUUGACAUUCUUCGGGACCGCAAAUACGACAUCCUGAUGGUUGCUGCAGAUGCUGGCGAUAGCUUUGCGGACCUGACAACGAAAUAUCUCGGGCGGCUCCAUUCUGAAAGUGGUACCAUGCUUGCCGUGUGCACGAAGAACUAUGGCGAGAUGACCUCGUCAGCAUAUUCCGCCCAUGAAGAGCUCAAGUUCGCGCUGGACUAUAAAAGGUUCGUGACAGUUCUGCCACUCAGAGUGGAGGACACAUACCCACCAGAGCCACCUUGUGGCCCAGAACACGCCUAUGACAAGGACAAACUGGCUCAAGGCUACAUUCUUAGUGUUUUCAAGCCGGGCAUUGUGUUUUUGGACUGUCGGAACAAGUCAGAACUUGAAAUCGCUACUGAAAUUGCUGCGAACCUGCGAAGGCGCAUGGUCACCAAGUAG
Symbiodinium natans is the source of this 1848-nucleotide messenger RNA. The record is from the annotation of a GenBank genome assembly. NCBI's taxonomy places the organism in Eukaryota, Dinophyceae, Suessiales, Symbiodiniaceae.